This is a messenger RNA of Penicillium subrubescens, 693 nucleotides long. RefSeq lists its product as uncharacterized. Bases 1 to 693 code for a protein of 230 amino acids. The record is from RefSeq and is a predicted model, not a curated record. Lineage: Eukaryota; Fungi; Ascomycota; Eurotiomycetes; Eurotiales; Aspergillaceae. The transcript is spliced from 3 exons.
AUGUUGGUGGAGAAAGUUUUGGAAUACCUGUACACGGCGAACUACACGCUGAUUCCAGACAAGCAGGAGAUCGUCAACUCUGAUGGUUCCGAGAAUUCGAGCCUUGACGGUAAAUCCGCAUCUCCACGAUGGAAACGUCCCCCGAAUAAAAGAAAAAGAUUCUCAGUCAAGAAUGUGUUCCACUUCUUCGGAAUGAGUGCCAGGCCAAAGACCACCGCGCCCCUCCAUAACCGACUUUUCCAAAGCGCCGUCUACUUCCAUCUCCUCGUGUACGCCGAAGCAGACUACUUCAUGAUCGACGAGCUGAAAGUUAAAGCCGAGGCAGAAUUCUGCAAAGCAUUCGAAAAGCUACUCACAAUCGAACUAGUUUUCAAAAAAGAGUAUGAGGCUCAAUUCACCAUCAGCAAAAUCAUUGGCGAGCUAUACAGCCGCCGUGGCAGCUACAGCGUCUUGAGGGAAAUGGUGCUCGAGCUGAUGCUCAACAAUAUGCCCGGUCUGCGACAGACUAUAUUCAUGGCCCCAACGGAGGGGUGUUUGUUUCUGAGCUUGCAUCCUGAAUUUGCGGCGGAUCUCUGCUGGGGUAUGAUCGAGAAGACGUUUCCGUCUGAUAUGCCUAUAUACUAUCCCACGAUCAUGCCAGAGCAAUUUGCGAGUUGGGAACGGCAAUUUAAGGCGAGGACUGGGCUAUGUUAG